UUGACCACCAACCCAACCAACCCAACCAACCAACGAAAACCAAGCACCCACAUAUCAUCAUGACCAUCAUCCAUGACCCAGCACAUGAGAUCAAGAACGAACGACAACUGCAAUCAGUAUCAGAUCAACUAUCAUCACUCGAACUGCCCGAACCAUCAGUAAUCACCAAGUUACAGUUACAAGAACAAGAUCGAAAGGUCAUUGGCGAGCGAGAUGUCAAGCUGUCGAGCAUGGACAUGUCUGACCCAGAAGUUCUGGUUUCGCAUGAAUCUGAGACCGAUCGGAAGUACCAAACCGAAGCAUUACAGGCCUCAUUGGCCAGUCUCAACCUUCCAGCCCCUGAAAUGUUAAUGCGAGCGAAUCUGAGGGCGGAUGGGGUUGCGACACCGGGUCCAUUCCCGCGGACCGACGAAUUUGGAAACCCUUGUCUGACUCCUAAGACCGAAUACUGUCCAACACCCAACCAACCAUCACCCAUCCUGGCACCCACCAUCAAUGUCGAUCAAGCACAAGUCGUCGACCCUUGGGACGUCAAGGGUGCUGUGGUCGAUGGCGUACAGAUGGAGAUUGAUUACAAUAAGCUCAUCGAACAGUUCGGGACCAAAGCUAUCACUCCUCAGCAGUUAGAACGUUUCGAAAACCUCACCCAGCGCAAGUUACACCCCUUACUCAAAAGGGGCAUGUUUUUCUCUCAUCGGGAUUUGGAUGUAAUUCUUAAUCUCUACGAGCAAGGCAAACCGUUCUACUUGUACACCGGCAGAGGACCUUCCACCGGAAGCAUGCAUCUUGGACACAUGGUCCCAUUUAUCGUGACUCAGUGGCUUCAAGAGGUUUUUGAUGUGCCAUUAGUAAUCCAAUUGACAGAUGAUGAAAAAUUCCUGUUCAAGUCUAACUUGUCGUUGGAAGACUGCCAUAAAUACGCUUUCGAAAACGCAAGGGACAUCAUCGCUUGUGGAUUCAAACUCGAGAAGACGUUCAUCUUUUCUGAUUUAGAUUACAUGGGAGGCGCAUUCUAUAAAAACGUUCUACAGAUCUCUCGAGCAAUCACCUAUAAUCAGAGCAAAGCUACCUUUGGCUUUACCGACACAGACAACAUUGGGAAAUCGCAUUUUGUUGCGAUCCAAGCGGCGCCAGCGAUCAGUAGCUCGUUCCCACAGAUUUUCUCGACGAAUGUGAAUGUGCCAUGUUUGAUCCCAUGUGCGAUCGACCAGGACCCCUACUUCCGGUUGACGAGGGAUGUGGCCGGUCGGAUCAAACGUUCCAAGCCAUGUCUGCUCCUCUCUAAGUUCUUUCCCGCCUUGCAGGGCCCGACUAGCAAGAUGUCUAGUUCCGUCGAUAGCUCGGCUAUCUUCAUGUCAGACUCGCCUAAACAGAUUAAAACUAAAAUCAAUAAGUAUGCCUUCUCGGGCGGUAAAGCAACUAUCGAAGAACAUCGGAAGGAAGGAGGAAGAACCGACGUCGAUGUUCCUUACCAGUACCUUUCAUUCUUUGAAGAAUCCGAUGAAAAAUUGGAGAAAAUCAAGACUCAAUACGAGUCUGGAGAAUUGUUGACAGGAGAAAUUAAAGCGAUCUGUAUUGAGACCUUACAAAAGAUGGUUGCUGACUUUCAAGAGAGGAAGAAACAGGUAUCGGAUGAAUUAGUGAAGCAAUUCAUGGACCCCCAUCGAGCCAUUGAUCCUACAGUCGUUCCCAGGAACUCAUCCAUCCAACAACAACCAGUGCCUACACUAUCAACACCAUGAAUUUUUUUUCACAAAAACAAAAUCACAUCCUGCGAAUUAGGAUCUGCACACCUCCCUCUCUUUCUUCUUCUAUCUAGAAUAUCGUUGUCUUGACUUUUUUUGUUGGUUCUCUAUCUUCGUUUGCUGGGUUUUUGUUUUGCUUUUGUCUGCCUCUCUCUCUCUCUGUCUCCGUGCUCGUCGUUUCAUCUCCUAGUCUCAUCUCGGGUCUCGUUUUGCUAUGAUUGAUCAUCGGAAUUACUCUUUUCCUUUCCGCACUAAACAAAAGUACCGAAAUGAAACAGAACAGAAGAACAAAGAGAAAAAGAAAUGAAAUGAGGUUACAUAUUCUUACAAGA
Messenger RNA from Puccinia graminis f. sp. tritici CRL 75-36-700-3, 2077 nucleotides. RefSeq names its product tryptophanyl-tRNA synthetase. Gene Ontology annotation, molecular function: tryptophan-tRNA ligase activity; ATP binding. Lineage: Eukaryota; Fungi; Basidiomycota; Pucciniomycetes; Pucciniales; Pucciniaceae. The record is from RefSeq and is a predicted model, not a curated record. The transcript is spliced from 10 exons. Bases 60 to 1742 code for a protein of 560 amino acids. Gene Ontology annotation, biological process: tryptophanyl-tRNA aminoacylation. Gene Ontology annotation, cellular component: cytoplasm.